CGUGCCAAAAUGUUCUUUUCCUGCAGUGAAGGGGAACGGGGUGAGAGAGAGGGGAAGCGGGCUCCAAAUUGCUCCUCCCGCCCAGGCGCCUCUGCCUCGCCAAUUUGGGAAAGAAUAGAGGAUAAAGGGAGGGAAGAGAGAAAAGAUGCAUCUGUCUAUUCUCGUCUCUGCUCCUUCUUUAUUGCUACUACCAACCCCAUCUCGCCUCUCCUCUGGUCCAUUCUUCGCCUGUCCUUCUUCCCUUGGCGUCUCCAAGAUCUCGUCUCCUCUCGCGAUGCGUCGCCGGAGGACGGCGGUUCCUCCCACCGUCAUCAGAUCGCCGGCCGCCGUCGGGGAGUCUAGGUCCACUGCCGCAGGGGAAGGUCAGGAUGAGAACAGGGUGCUUCCAGACCUUGGGACACUUUUAAGGAGAUUUUGGAAGGUGGCUGCACCAUAUUGGUCAUCAGAGGACAAAGUCCAAGCUAGGCUAAGGCUUGCUGCAGUAUUUGCUCUCACCUUGGGAACAACAGGGAUUAGUGUUGGAUUUAACUUUCUUGGGCGUGAUUUUUACAAUGCACUUGCUAACAAGGAUCAGGAACAAUUUACAAAGCAACUUCUCUACUAUUUAGGGAGUUUUGCUGGAGGAAUUCCGUUCUUUGUUGUAAGAGACUACGCAAGGGAGACCCUUUCUUUAAGAUGGCGAUCUUGGAUGACAGGCUACUAUAUGAAACGCUAUUUUAGGAACCAGAUGUUUUAUAAAAUUCAAUCUCAGUCUAUAAUUGACAAUCCAGACCAACGGAUUGUUGAUGAUCUAAGUUCCUUCACUGGAACUGCACUUUCAUUUUCUUUGACUCUCUUCAAUGCAGCUGUAGACCUGAUAUCAUUCAGUAACAUUCUGUAUGGAAUUUAUCCACCAUUAUUUGUUGUGCUUCUUGUUUACUCUCUCGGUGGCACAGCUAUCAGUGUGUUCCUUGGAAAGGAUUUAGUCACUUUGAAUUUUCUGCAAGAGAAGAAAGAAGCAGAUUUUCGUUAUGGGCUUGUGCGGGUUCGAGAAAAUGCCGAAUCAAUUGCCUUUUAUGCAGGUGAGGAAAAUGAAGUGCAACUGUUGCUGGAGCGUUUCAGAAGGGCUUUUGAAAAUUUAAAACAAUUGCUGAUUUCUUCUCGAAAUCUGGAGUUCUUUACCAAUGGUUACCGCUACUUAAUUCAGAUUCUCCCUGCUGCUGUUGUUGCUCCAAUGUAUUUCACGGGAAAAAUCGAGUUUGGUGUGAUCAACCAAUCUGUCUCUGCUUUCAAUCAUAUUCUUGGUGAUUUUUCCAUCAUUGUCUAUCAAUUUCAAGCAAUCAGUGCCUUCUCAGCUGUCAUAGAUCGUCUAGGCGAGUUUGAUGAUAUUUUGGAUGGUAGCAAGUCUUAUAUACCUGAAUAUGGUAAUACCGAGAAGAUAAAUAUUCAGUUUCAAGAUGAAAAGAUUCCAACCUCCUUGGGGUCAAAUGGAUCUGUGCCUAAGGCUGGCUGCCGUAGGUUAUUAGAGAUCCAAAAUUUAACAUUACAGACACCACGAAGUGGUCACAUUCUUAUUACCGACCUAUCACUUGAUAUCAAUGACCAAGAUCACUUACUGGUGAUGGGCCCUAGUGGGAGUGGUAAGACUUCAUUCUUACGAGCUCUGGCUGGUCUCUGGACUACUGGUGCAGGGAAUAUCACAUUCUAUAUGAGGGAUGCUGGGCAAGUUCAAACAUCCAUUUCAGCUGAUACUAAUUCUUCCAAACCAAUGACUUCAUUAAAGAAAGAGGAACAACUUGAAAGUUCUGAAAACAGGCGAGCUAGGGGUGUCUUUUUCCUUCCCCAAAGGCCAUAUAUGGUAUUGGGAACACUUCGCCAGCAACUACUCUAUCCAACGUGGAGUGAGGAUAUAAUUUUUCCUUCAGAAAACUCCCAAACGACUGGCUCUCUACCUUUACUGUCUGAACUGUCGAGGCCAGCAGAUGAAUCCAUUAAGCCUAAGAAGCCCACAGUUGAUGAUCUGAUUCAUGUGCUUGAAGUUGUUCGGCUUGGAGACAUCUUGUCUCGUUUCAAUGGCCUGGAUUCCAUAUAUGAAUGGUCAAGUGUUCUUUCUCUUGGUGAGCAACAGCGCCUUGCAUUUGCUCGUUUGUUACUUUCAAAACCAAAAUUGGUUUUAUUGGAUGAGUCUACAAGUGCAUUGGACGGUACCAAUGAGGCUCAUCUGUACAGGCAGAUUGAAGCUGCAGGGAUUACAUAUAUCAGCAUUGGACACCGCAAGACACUAUACAACUACCACAACAAGGUCUUGCACAUAUCGAAAUAUAAUUCAAGGAACAACACUGAACGGAACUGGUAUCUUGAGUCCAUUAACCCAACCACUGCCAUUGAAGAGGCGAACUCAGCAUUUUAAAUGCGAAGAAACAAUAUGGUUCUGUACAUGUAUAAACAAUCAAUGGCUCUGUCGCAGAUAAGUCACCAUUUGGCUUGGAAGCAAUUGUUAGGAAAGAAAAAAGUGUCCUUUUUAUGUGAAGAUGGAUCAUCAACAUUAUCCUGCCAUUCUCUGUGCUAGGGCUGAUGUUCACAACUUCACAUUCCUAAGUCGCUUUUUUUUUUCUGGAAAAUGCAUCAAAUCUCCAAAGUGCCCUAGCCAAGCCAUGGAUCAGCAGGGACAAGCCUCGACCUACCAGCCAUUCAUGGCAUGAUCACAUGAGAUGGUUUGUAUAAAGGUGGUGAUAUAGAUGCCUUGGAAGGAUUGAUGUAAGCCGAACCUGGCUUGAUUAUUCAUAUAUGGUGCUGUUAACCUCAAUGUAGCAUGGAGUAUGAACGAACAUAGAUGAUGCCUUUUUUUGCAAGGUUGAUACUUACAUGCGCCCACUUUUGUUGGACUCUUUACAA
Elaeis guineensis (African oil palm) is the source of this 2874-nucleotide messenger RNA. Its product is annotated as ABC transporter D family member 2, chloroplastic. Gene Ontology annotation, molecular function: ATP binding; ABC-type transporter activity; ATP hydrolysis activity. Gene Ontology annotation, cellular component: membrane. Gene Ontology annotation, biological process: transmembrane transport. NCBI's taxonomy places the organism in Eukaryota, Viridiplantae, Streptophyta, Magnoliopsida, Arecales, Arecaceae. The record is from RefSeq and is a predicted model, not a curated record.